AUGGUGAAAGCAGUGACUUUUCUGCUCUUUUUGGCCUUCCUCUUCACAUUCUCCCAAGUCAAGUCAAUCAUUCCUCAACCCCAGCAGUUCAGAUCCUUCAAGAUCAACAAUACCCAGAAUGUAAAGAGCUGCUCUUACACAGUAUCAAUAACGACAAGCUGUUCAUCAACCAAAUAUACAAGGGAUCAAAUCAGUCUUGCAUUUGGUGAUGCUUAUGGCAAUCAGGUGUAUGCACCAAGACUGGAUGAUCCAUCAACAGGAACGUUUGAGAGGUGCUCUAGAGAUACAUUUCAGAUAUAUGGACCAUGCUCAUACCAAAUCUGCUAUGUCUACCUUUAUAGGAGUGGAUUCGAUGGUUGGAUGCCUGAGAAAGUGACAAUCUAUGGUUAUAACACCAAGUCUGCUACAUUUUAUUACAACGCUUAUAUUCCUAAUGAUGUUUGGUAUGGAUUCAAUCUUUGUAAUGGAGCUUCAGUCAGUACAAUAUAGGAGGAGGAAGAUGUUUCUCUCUAUUUCAUUUUGGGGCUUGUCAAAACUGGUUUCUGUUUGGUCUUUUGAUCUUUUCUAGCCCUCUCUUGUCUUGGGUGCUUAAUUAGUGACAUAUGAA
Quercus lobata is the source of this 607-nucleotide messenger RNA. Its product is annotated as embryo-specific protein ATS3B-like. The coding region runs from base 1 to 489 and encodes 162 amino acids. Gene Ontology annotation, molecular function: protein binding. NCBI's taxonomy places the organism in Eukaryota, Viridiplantae, Streptophyta, Magnoliopsida, Fagales, Fagaceae. The record is from RefSeq and is a predicted model, not a curated record. The transcript has 3 exons.